Molecule: messenger RNA, 2448 nt
Organism: Pichia kudriavzevii
Lineage: Eukaryota; Fungi; Ascomycota; Pichiomycetes; Pichiales; Pichiaceae
Exons: 1
Coding region: 1-2448 (815 amino acids)
Source: RefSeq, a predicted model, not a curated record
AUGAGCAAGAAUACAGUUGAUGAUUACUUUUCAAUGACCCGGAACAACCGGGAUGGAGCAUUGAGUCCCUACAGCACCAACGGAUUAUAUCCCAGCUUAUCAUGGGGUGAUACUCCCGAAUUUGCUGGUUUAACCAAGACCAAAUCACACACGGGGAAAAUAGUUUACAAGAGUGCCAACAUGAGCAGAUCUCAAGCUGAUACUAAAGUUUAUCCUUACCACACUGUCCAUCUAACUGUUGCGCCCCCUGAGAAAUUGAGACCUCUUACACCUGAGGAUGUAUUAGUGAAAACAACAGGUAAAUGUCUCGAUUGCAGUAGUAUCAGUGGAGCCAAGUGUAUUCAUUUUGCUCAAGAUAACUAUACACAUGAUGGUAUAUUACUUCAAUCUCCUGGAGGGAGGAAAGAUGUACCAUUAAAGUCUAUCCUAUUGAAGAAGGAUAAAAAAUCUCUUAUUGAUUCCAAGUUUUCAAAUUCUGUUGGUUUCGAUACAGUCAACUUGAAGUACUCUGAUGAUUUAAGUAACUAUCCCUCUUCAGCUUUUAGCUGUAGUGAUAACGACGAUUUAGAUGAUGACAAACUAUUCAAUAACGAUGAAAUGAGUCGUGGUAGAGCUUCUGGAAGAAUACCACUGAAUCGCACUACAUCAAGGUCUCCGAGUCGAAGUUUAAGUCCUGGUAGUAAGUCGCCAAACAGGAUACAGAAUCUGGAUAACUUCACUCCGAUUCAAGAUCACAGUUAUAAGAACUUUUUCACAUUGAGAUACCCUACACAGCCGAUAAUUACUCAUGACGCAUGUACACUAACAAGGAAACACAAGUUAUUCGAUGAUAUGUAUGCUGGUAGGUUAAAAUAUGUGCAGCCAAAAAUGCAGAACCGGGUGAUCUUAUGCUAUGUUAGCGGAAGGAAACAUACUUGGGUUGGGAUCGAUUGGGCGUGCAACCAACUCCUGGAAGAUGGAGAUACUAUAGUGAUUUUUGCAUCAAUAAAAAAUCCGGGCAGAUCCUUAACGAGAUUUCAGCGUAGAAAUAGUGAUGUUGCCGUUGUUUCAAACAUAACGGAAAAUAAAAUUAGAAACUCCCCAGAAUAUGCCAAAGCAGCAACAGAAAAUAUAAUGAAAUAUGCCUUAUCGGUUGUGAAUCCAGAUAGAAUUGUUAAGAUUACGGUUGAGUUGGCAGUUGGGACGACGAAUGAUGUUUUUGAGGAUAUGUUUGAUUUAUACCAACCGUCGUUACUGGUAACCGGUUCUAAGCCAGGAAAAACAGCACCAACCAAAGCUUGGUCAACAAAGAGGUUAUCCGAUAAGGUAGUUUCAUACUCCCCUAUACCAACAAUCAUUGUAUCUCCCAUCAAUAUGGGAUUAUUUGAGAAGAAGUUGUUCAAAGUGAUGGAUAAAAGGAUGUCACAGAUGGAGAAGGAUCGGCACAUGGAAGAUGAUGAGAUCCUUAAAGAAUUAGAUGACGUUGGAACCUACAGUUUGGAAGACCAAAAGGCUUACAUUAAACAAACGGGUUUGAAUGAUGUUUUUAUAAUGAAAGAGCUGCAAUCAGCAAUAGACGAAUUGGAUAAACAUGUCAAAAGUCUAAAAAAGAGUGACAGUGGUAGUACCAGUGAAGAAGAAGAAGAAGAAGAUGUGGAUAGAAAGGGAGGUGAAGAUAAAGAAGUAGAAGAUGAAGAAGUAGAAGAUGAAAGUAGUUCAAUAGAUUCACGCGAUCAUAGGUUUGACAACAGGUCUAGUUUAUCACGAACGUUAUCACAAAACAUGUCAAGUGACAACGAGGACAGUGAGGAGAAUGAAAGUGAGAACGAUGAUUUAAGUGUUGAUUCUGAAGCACCACCUGCAUAUGUAGCUAGUCCAACCAACACCCCAUCAUUCAAAUUAAAGAGGCUAGAGCUGGAGACACAAGUGAAAAUCUACAAGGAGAUAUCCAAAAUUAAAUCUACACCGCUCAAUGAAGACACUUUCAAGCAUUUUUUGAGUGUUGUUUCUGAUUCCGCACACGAGUACGGUAUCCAGUUGGCGGAAUCAGCAAAGAUGGGUGCAGAAGAGUCCAAGUUGGUUCGUACAUUAACUGGUGCUCCAGAGCAGUUAGUAAAGAAAAAGAGUAUGGUCAGUGUUAAUACUCGUCAGGAGGAUGAUUUUGAAGAGAAGUUACGGAAAUACAGGCAGCAAAAGAGACUGGAAAAACAGCAACCAAGUGCCAAGGGUAAACCUUUGAAAGUACCAAAGGUGAAUGUAGAAAGUCCAAGUCCGACAAACAGUUCCAGAAGCAGUAAUUUUCUGCAAAAGAUGAAAAGCUCAUCGUCUGUUAAAUCGGGCCCUGCUUCCUCUGUGAAUGAUGGUAUUCCAAUAGACUCAUCUCCAGGAGUUGACCAGAAUCUCAAAGAAGACAAGAAGGGCAAAAAGAAGAAAAGAAAGGGGUUUUUCUCUAGUCUGUUUGGCAAAUAG